Messenger RNA from Atta colombica, 1851 nucleotides. Its product is annotated as (11Z)-hexadec-11-enoyl-CoA conjugase-like. The coding region runs from base 27 to 1826 and encodes 599 amino acids. The record is from RefSeq and is a predicted model, not a curated record. The transcript is spliced from 9 exons. NCBI's taxonomy places the organism in Eukaryota, Metazoa, Arthropoda, Insecta, Hymenoptera, Formicidae. Gene Ontology annotation, cellular component: endoplasmic reticulum membrane. Gene Ontology annotation, molecular function: stearoyl-CoA 9-desaturase activity; iron ion binding. Gene Ontology annotation, biological process: unsaturated fatty acid biosynthetic process.
UAGUUGUUGCUCUUGGUACAGCUGCGAUGAUAGGCGUUACCGCUGGCACUCAUAGAUUAUGGUCUCAUCGAUCUUACAAGGCAAAGUGGCCCAUGAGACUUAUUCUCAUGAUUUUCCAGACCAUCGCUUUUCAAGAUACUAUUUACCAAUGGGCCAGGGACCACCGCGUGCACCAUAAGUUCACCGAUACUGACGCGGAUCCAUAUAAUGCGCGUAGAGGAUUUUUCUUCUCGCAUAUCGGUUGGCUUUUAAUUCGCAAGCAUCCUGAUAUCGUUAUUAAAGGCGCCACGAUCGAUUGCAGUGACCUCAUGCAAGAUCCACUUGUGAUGUUUCAAAAAAAAUGGUAUAGAUAUUUAAUGCCGCUCUGUGCUUUUAUUAUACCAAUGUUAGUGCCUUGGUGGGCAUGGAAUGAGAAUUUAUGGUAUUCAUGGCAUUUAACAAUCUGUAGAUAUUGCAUAACUCUAAAUAUUACUUGGUUGGUGAAUUCUGUGGCUCACAAAUGGGGUAUGAAACCAUACGACAAAUCACUCAGUUCUACUGAAAAUAUUGGAGUUUCUUUGUUAACGUGUGGUGAAGGCUGGCAUAACUAUCAUCAUGCCUUUCCCUGGGAUUAUAAAAUGGCAGAAAUUGGAAAUUAUAAAUUCAAUUUGGCCAAAACUUUUAUUGACUUUUUCGCUUACAUUGGUUUGGCUUACGAUUUAAAGACCGUAUCUGUUGAUGUAAUAAAAAAACGUGUUCUUCGAUGUGUCGAGUCAUCGACAUCAAAGAUGACGCCAAAUAUUUUAAGUACAGAUUCAGAAAUACUUACGGAGAAAGAUUUACAAAAUGCGGAAUCUUCAAUUACAAAGAUGAUAGAUACUGAAAAUUACACACAAAAUAGAAGCAAAGACUAUGCAAAAACUGAAGGCUGGUUCAAAACGGAGCCGAAGUGGUUUAACAUUUUAUAUCUUGGUUUUCUUCAUUUAUACUUCGUAUAUGCCUGUUUUACUUUUGAUUUUUUUGAAAAUCUGAUGACGACUGCUUGGUUAUUUAUCGUGUAUGGAUUAGGAGGAAUAGGUACUACUGCCGGUCCUCAUCGUUUGUGGACUCAUCAAGCUUAUAAAGCAAAAUGGCAGCUUAGAGUUAUACUUGGUAUUCUCUAUGCUUCGGCUGGCAUGAACAACAUUUACGAAUGGGUACGAGAUCAUAGAAUACAUCACAAAUAUACAGAUACGGAUGCAGAUCCGCAUAACAGUAAUCGAGGGUUCUUUUUUUCUCACGUCGGUUGGUUGAUGGUAAAAAAAAAUCCAGAUGUGAUUCGAAGAGGUCAUCAGGUGGAUAUGAGCGAUGUAUUAGCUGAUCCUGUUGCUGCAUUCAAUAUCAAAUAUUUUCCGAUAUUAAAAUUUAUGUUCGCUUUCCUACUUCCGGUGAUGUUGCCUGUAUAUGCAUGGAAAGAGACUUGGUACAGAGCUUUUGUGUCCCAGAAUAUUAUUCGUUAUGUUUUUCUUUUAAAUGCCAUAUGGAGUGUCAACAGUGCAGCUCAUAUUUGGGGCUCAAAGCCAUAUGAUGCAUAUAUAAAUCCGACAGAGAACCGAUGGGUUAACUUGUUUACGGGCGGUGAAGGACUGCAUAAUUAUCAUCAUGUUUUUCCGUGGGACUAUAAGGCUGCCGAGUUACACGGUUCCCUAACCACAGCUUUUAUUAACUUCUUUGCGAAAAUCGGGUGGGCAUACGAUCUCAAAGAACCGUCAAAGGAACUCGUAAAAACCGUCACGAGGAAAAGAGGUGAUGGAAAUCAUCCUUUGUGGGAAGCUGUGCCAUAUCCAGUUAUAAGUAAAAUUGAAUAAUAAAAGUGACAGAGAAUUAUCUCAU